Messenger RNA from Guillardia theta CCMP2712, 1349 nucleotides. RefSeq lists its product as hypothetical. NCBI's taxonomy places the organism in Eukaryota, Cryptophyceae, Pyrenomonadales, Geminigeraceae. The record is from RefSeq and is a predicted model, not a curated record. Gene Ontology annotation, molecular function: calcium ion binding. The coding region runs from base 237 to 1232 and encodes 331 amino acids. The transcript is spliced from 5 exons.
AGGUGCUGUAGGAACAAAAGGAGGAGCGAGGAGAAGAGUAUCGUACCAGGAGAACGCAGACGCGAAGCAGGAGGAGGAACAGGAAGGGAAGAUCAGACCCUCCAUGCACGACUAGUGGAGCACGUGAAGUCAGAGACUUCUUUGUGAUUGUGAGUUGCCCAGGGUUGAAGUUUUCUGUAUGGACGCAUCGAGAGGAAAACUUUAAGGAUCAGAAUCUUGAAGGAAUACCGACCAGAAUGGGUGUGAUUCUCAGCAGAAAGAAGGAAGCUCCUCCUCCAUUGAGGAGCAGACAAACAAGCUACGAGAGUGAAGUGUCGCAAGAAGUACCUGGUGACCUACUUGAGACUCAGGUCAUGGACAGUUUGUGGAAGGUUAAAGUAGGAGUUGAAAAUGUAAAUAUGCGGUUCCAUUCCAUGGGCUUGAGAGAGUUUUCAACAAGGCUCAGAUUGCAACCGCAUGACUGCUAUCGAGCGCUGAACACGUUCAAGCAAUGCUCCAACAAAAAAGGGCACUUGAUGCCUGCAAAGUUUGCGCGGAUGUUGGGUUGGCCUUCGGAAAGGAACUUGGUGCUAAAUCGUGUUAUCAGUUGCUUUGACAAUGACAAGGACGGCAACUUAGACCUGCGAGAGUUCAUGAUAUUUUACAAGAUGCACUGUGAAAGCGUAAGCCCAGUUGAUGUGAUGAGGUACUGGUGGUGCGACAAGUCAGCGAAAUUUGUUGAGAAAGAUUUUGCAAUGAUUGCUUGUGAUCAAUCUGAUACUCGAUCUGGAAUUGACAACGUCCAAGUUCCAGUGAGAACAGUUGCAAGGCUUAUUCGAGAUGUGCUGAGUAGCUGCCAUGGAAUGCACAUACGCGGAGCAAUCGAAUAUUCUCAGUUCAUAACGAGGCCUGCCCCCUCGAAGAUUUACAUCAAGGUCCUGAAAAACAUCCGAGCACACAGCACACUAGAUUUGGAUGGCUUGCUUUCGUUCGAAGACUUCUUCACGCUGUGUCAUACGGAACACCCUCCCUUCAUGAAGAUUUUCUUCAAUCUCUUCCUGGAUGUCCAUCACUUACUGUUGGGAGGGCAUGUGCCAAAAAAUCCAACAAGCUUUGACCUCUUCGAACUUCGCUGCUUUUUUGAUGGAAAGAUGGGUGAAUACGUGGACGGCUGUAUACAACUUAAGGAGAAAAGGAGGGAAAUAAGGAUGGAGCAGGAAUUGAUGGAUAUGCAGUGGGUGCAUGAAUCAUGAUACAUUAGUUGGAUAUUCUUGUUUAUCAUCAGUGUAAAUGCCCGCAAUGUGAUGUCGAUAUGUUCGAUCAGAUGUUGUCAUUUUGAAUCUUUGAAUUGUGAAAUAAAUCUGAAUGAU